Messenger RNA from Elephantulus edwardii (Cape elephant shrew), 1251 nucleotides. Its product is annotated as phosphatidylcholine:ceramide cholinephosphotransferase 1-like. Gene Ontology annotation, molecular function: ceramide cholinephosphotransferase activity; sphingomyelin synthase activity. The record is from RefSeq and is a predicted model, not a curated record. The transcript has a single exon. Gene Ontology annotation, biological process: sphingomyelin biosynthetic process; ceramide biosynthetic process. NCBI's taxonomy places the organism in Eukaryota, Metazoa, Chordata, Mammalia, Macroscelidea, Macroscelididae. The coding region runs from base 10 to 1251 and encodes 413 amino acids. Gene Ontology annotation, cellular component: Golgi membrane; endoplasmic reticulum membrane.
GCCAGUACAAUGAAGAAAGUGGUUUCUUGGUUGCCCAAGAAGGUGGCCGAAUGGCUGUUGGAGAAUGCGAUGCCAGAAUACUGUGAGCCCCUGGAACAUUUUAUGGGCCGAGACUUGAUCAACCUAACCCCGGAGGAUUUUAAAAAACACCCCUUGUGCCGAGUCACCUCUGACAACGGGCAGCGGCUCUUGGACAUGCUAGAGACCCUGAAGGUGGAGCAUCACAUGGAAGCACACAAGAACGGUCAUGCCAACGGGCACCUUAGCAUUGGCACAGACGCCCCCAGCCCUGACAGCAGCUUCACCGUCAAGGUCAAACCCAAUGGGAUGCCAAAUGGGUAUAGGAAGGAGAUGAUCAAGAUCCCCAUGCCAGAGCUGGAGCGCUCCCAGUACCCCAUGGAGUGGGGAAAGACUUUCCUGGCCUUCCUUUAUGCACUUUCCUGCUUCGUCCUCACCACCAUGAUGGUCACAAUCGUCCACGAACGAGUGCCUCCUAAGGGGUUGCAGCCUCUGCUACCAGACGUCUUUUUUGACUGUUUUAACCGGGUGCAGUGGGCCUUUUCUAUUAGUGAAAUUAAUGGCAUGACCCUUGUAGGACUCUGGAUAUUUCAGUGGUUGCUCUUAAAAUACAAGUCUAUUAUUAGCAGAAGAUUCUUCUGCCUAGUUGGCACACUGUACCUGUAUUGGUGUAUUACAAUGUAUGUAACUACACUCCCAGUUCCGGGUAUGCAUUUCAAGUGUUCUCCAAAGCUUUUCGGAGACUGGGAAGCCCAGCUGCGAAGAAUAAUGAAGCUCAUUGCUGGAGGCGGCCUGUCCAUUACCGGCUCUCACAGCAUGUGUGGGGACUACCUGUACAGCGGCCACACGGUCAUGCUAACACUCACUCACUUAUUUAUCAAAGAGUAUUCUCCUCGGCGACUCUGGUGGUACCUGUGGAUUUGCUGGAUCCUCAGCAGAGUUGGAAUCUUCUGUAUUCUCUUGGCGCAUGACCACUACACUGUGGACGUGGUGGUGGCGUAUUACAUCACCACGAGACUCUUCUGGUGGUAUCACACUAUGGCCAAUCAGCAAGUGCUAAAAGAAGCUUCUCAGAUGAACCUCCUGGCCAGAGUGUGGUGGUACAGGCCAUUUCAGUACUUUGAAAAGAACGUCCAAGGAAUUGUACCUCAAUCUUACCACUGGCCCUUCCCCUGGCCCGUAGUCCACCUCAGUAGGCAAGUUAAAUACAGCCGAUUGGUGAACAACACAUAA